Molecule: messenger RNA, 1272 nt
Organism: Bufo gargarizans (Asiatic toad)
Lineage: Eukaryota; Metazoa; Chordata; Amphibia; Anura; Bufonidae
Gene: CARTPT
Product: CART prepropeptide
Exons: 3
Coding region: 2-346 (114 amino acids)
Biological process (GO): adult feeding behavior; positive regulation of MAPK cascade; G protein-coupled receptor signaling pathway
Molecular function (GO): neuropeptide hormone activity
Source: RefSeq, a predicted model, not a curated record
CAUGGAGAGCUCCCGCAGGACCCUGCUCACACUGCUCAGCUCCACACUCCUCCUCCUGGUUCUCAGAGGCAGCUGUGAGGAGACAGACUACCUGGAGAGCAGAUCUCUGGACUUCUACUCCCCCAUAGACAACAACAUCCACGAGAAGGAGCUGAUUAAUGCUUUGCAGGAAGUCUUAGAAAAACUCAAAAGUAAAAAGCUUCCAACAUUUGAGAAGAAGUAUGGACAAGUGCCCAUGUGUGAUGCAGGAGAACAGUGCGCUGUCAGGAAAGGAGCCCGUAUCGGGAGGCUGUGUGACUGCCCACGACGGACUUCCUGCAAUACAUUUCUCUUAAAGUGUUUAUGAGAAAAUAGUGGAGACGAGGGACCUUCCCACCUGGUUCUAUGGAGAGAUGGAAAGCAGAGUGUGAUUUUUACAUGAAGUAUUUUUUUUAUUCCUGUUCAAGCUCUUACAGUUGUACUUCUGUUCCUGUAUGUGCCUGUAAUGUCAUUAUUUUAUACAUAUGAUUCAUAAAUAUAUUUAUAGCAUGUACUCAUGUGUAAUAAAGGGUUUUUGUUAAAGAUAUCUCUUCUACCAUAGUGCAUAUGGAGUCAGUGCUAGCGUCUGAUUGGGAGAAAGAGAACCCAGGAAAGUUUUUGAAUCAGCAGGGUUUUUCCGUGGACCGAAUACAAGAAAUGUCUUUUUUUUUUAGCUAAAGCCAGGAGUGGAUUCAGAAGAAAUUGGAAAUAUAUAGGAAAAAUGUAUACUUCUUCUUCCUGCUGGACAUACUUCUGCAUUUGGCAUGAACAAUUGCAUAAAAAAACUUUGUGUGAUUCCUGUCUUAAAGCAACAGAACAUAAUUAAUAGACAGUCAUUACAAUUAAUAGUCGUGACAAUGAAAAUUGACAACUUUGCCUAAAUCAAUAUUACAGGUGAACAUGAGAAACUUUGUAAUAUAUCUUAUCAGAGUAAAAUGACCCCCCCAACACAAAUACACUUCUAAAAUAACUAUCUCUGAAAUUUAUGAAAAAUCCAUCUUGUGAGAACAAGACGGGCUGCCUGCUCACUGAGGGAUCAAAUUACAUAAUCCCUUAGAAGUUGAUAGAGAGGGGAGGGAAGUGUAUAGAGACAAGAUAGUAUAGGAAUGACUCAGCAGCUAAACGUAAGUCUCUUAUCUCACCCCAGCUGCUUUAUUAAAAUCACUCCACCUCAGUACUUCUAUAUAAUGUCCUAUAUGGUGCUUCAGAGUGAGAGUUAGAGGGCAGAACCUUCUGUCUCUAUGUGUACUCUAU